Pieris napi is the source of this 1466-nucleotide messenger RNA. It is a transcript of the gene cycD, whose product is annotated as G1/S-specific cyclin-D2-like. Gene Ontology annotation, molecular function: cyclin-dependent protein serine/threonine kinase regulator activity. The transcript is spliced from 4 exons. NCBI's taxonomy places the organism in Eukaryota, Metazoa, Arthropoda, Insecta, Lepidoptera, Pieridae. Gene Ontology annotation, biological process: mitotic cell cycle phase transition; regulation of cyclin-dependent protein serine/threonine kinase activity; positive regulation of G1/S transition of mitotic cell cycle. Bases 223 to 1173 code for a protein of 316 amino acids. The record is from RefSeq and is a predicted model, not a curated record. Gene Ontology annotation, cellular component: cytoplasm; nucleus; cyclin-dependent protein kinase holoenzyme complex.
AAUAAUUUCUUAGCAAAUAUUGUUUUUAUUUCGCGACCUAAGAUAUUUUACAAAAGGGUGCGUUUUCAACUAGAAAGCAAAGGCAGGGUGGGGUGCGAUGCGCACGCGCUUACAACACGGGCUUCACAUUCCGACAAUCAUUCGUGAGUUCGGUCUGAAGCGGGCUGGCCGUGUCGCUUGCGUCGCCCACUUCCCAUAUAUUUCGCGAUUAAAUUUACGCCUAUGAAAUCAUCGUUAUUGUUAAAGAAACUGUUGGACAUUGUGAAACAAAGUGUUUCGGUGUUCAAAAUGGAUUUGUCGUGUGGCGAAAAUCUGGAGAACUCAGGGAACAGCAACGGUGGAAGGCCAGACGGCUGCAUAGCGGGCUUCGAUCCAGCCCUCGACCGUAAUCCACACUUGUUGACGAAUCUCCUUGCAUUGGAAAGGUUUCAUGGAUUGCACACAGAUUAUUUUCAACACGUCCAAAUAGAUAUACAGCCGUUUAUGCGGAAGGUUGUCACAGUAUGGAUGUUGGAGGUAUGCGAGGAGCAGCGUUGUGAAGAGCAGGUGUUCUCCCUGGCAGUCAGCUAUCUGGACAGGUUCCUCGCACAGGUCGCAAUCUCAAGGAAGCAGCUGCAAUUGCUGGCUGUCACAGCAUUGCUGGUAGCAUCUAAAUUCCGACAGUGCCACGCCCUAUCCAUCGACCUGCUAUGCGCUUACACAGACAACUCAAUUCUACCACAAGAAGUUCGACAAUGGGAGUUAAUGUUGGUGCAACGGCUGAACUGGCAGUUAUCUAUUGCGACAGCGUUUGAUUUUGUUGACCCCAUUUUGGCCAGGGUACCUUGGGGCCGGACGAAUUCUUUGGUCAGAACUCACGCCAUAACCCUAAGCUCCGUGUGCUAUACAGAAACGGAGCUACUUUUAGUGCCACCGUCCCUAAUAGCAGUGGCCUGCAUAACGGCAGCAGCUCGUGGUCUACGUGUGCGCAUGUCGGUAAACGACCUAUGCUAUCUCACAAGAUCUCCACCCGUUUCCACGGAGCUCGUAGCUCGCCACGUGGAAACGGUCCUCGCCAGAGAGACUCAGGCGCAAGAACCUCGCACCAGAUACGCACAACCAACGAAACAGGCAUCGUCAGAUCAAACACAACUACCCAAUACACCAACAGAUGUUCAGGACGUUCGUUUUUAAUAUAUUUAGGCCCUAAUCGUCAAGCAUUUGACUUAGCGUCGACUCUUGAAUUCAUAUCAAUUUGUUAUAAGUUUCGAUACAUUCCAAAUUAUACAUAAUUGUUUGGAUAGCUAAGUUCAAAUGGUACACGUGAUCUAAUAUUUUGUAUAAUAUCAAGGAUCUCAAUAAUUUCAAUAUAAAUGGCGUAUUGAAAUCAAUUUUUUUACGUAGCCUUACCCAUAUACAAUAGCAAUUCGAAUUCACAAAAAAAUCUUUGUUAUUUUUUUCCCGCGCACCUGGGUCCACAGAGUAAA